AUCCUCUUCGUGUACGAACACUGGCAGGAAGACAGACAGCUAGAUGAAGGCUAACUGCUCGCAGACGUGGCUCCGCUCUAAAUUUAGUCCCCCCUCCACUUGUGAACUAAAUACCAACGACAACAGUCGAACUGACACCCACCCACUCGUUCAGUCCCCCUUCCCACCACAAGCCCCAGUGCCGGGGAGCGUGAACACCCACACGGGGCGACUACCCAGUCUGACCCUCUCGCCUCUCACCUUUCCGACUUCCUACCCCGAGGAGACAGACACAAGUCCAGACUCCGCCCUGCAGGUCCUUCAGGACAGGGGCAGCCAUGUCACAGUUCUCCACCAUGACGACCAGCGAGAGGAAAAUGCAGGCGGCAGCAAUCUGCAGGGAGGUUGAAGCCCUGGAAGAUGUGGAGAUGGACCUGGGGAGGAAAGUGAACAUGCCUAAAGACAUCAUGCUGGAGGAGCUUUCUCUCUCCUCCAACCGCGGCUCCCGUCUCUUCAAGAUGCGCCAGAGACGCUCCGAGAAAUACACUUUUGAGAGCAUCCAAAAUGAAAACAACAAUCAGCUCAACAACAGAAUGGUUCUCCAAGCUGAGAAUGGAUGUGCCGCGGACGGCCUCAACGGCGAGAACAACGUGGAUGUCGACCAGUCUCCUGCUGUGCCAUCCGAGCCAAAUCCAGACAGCAUCGCCCCGGGGUACGGAGCUCCUCUGAAAGACAUCCCUCCAGAGAAGUUCAACAGUACUUCUCUCCCUAAGUCCUACCACUCCCCCUGGGAGCAGGCCAUCAUCAGUGACCCGGCUCUGGCUCUCACUCUCAACACUCUGAUGUCUGAGCCGGAGCCCCGACCGGACCUCCCCGGGUUCAAGAGUUUCAACAGGGUGGCGACUCCGUUCGGUGGCUCCGGCAAGGCAGCCCGACCUGCGGCCAUCAAGUUCCUGCAGGUGGAGACCUCCCCGAUUUCCCCCGAGCUGCAGGGGGACGGAGAAGACCGACCCUCCUUCAACAGAUCUGCUCUGGGGUGGGUGUCGUCAGGCGAUCCACUCCCCCUCCACGCUGCUUCCCUUGAGCCUGUGCUCAUCCCUGAGUCAGACGACCUUUGAACCCACAAUGAGGUCGCACAGAGAUGCUGUCUACUUAGUGGCUGCACCAGAGGUCACGGGGGGCAGAGGGAUGUUGCAGUCAGGGUGAGAGGAAGAGUCAAGUUACCAGGAUUGCAGCAUUCCGGGGUUUUCCAGGGAUGUUCACUAUUGCACUGCUCUCCAAAAUAAAUGAAUGGUCCUGUGCAGUAGGCAGAGACACUACUGGAAUAAAAGAGUGUUAUUGUAUAUUAGUGUGCAUACGAGUGUUUUAUCUCCAAUAAAAUUGUGUAGAAUGCAAUUCUAA
Messenger RNA from Cottoperca gobio, 1380 nucleotides. Its product is annotated as myozenin-2-like. NCBI's taxonomy places the organism in Eukaryota, Metazoa, Chordata, Actinopteri, Perciformes, Bovichtidae. Gene Ontology annotation, molecular function: FATZ binding; telethonin binding; actin binding. The record is from RefSeq and is a predicted model, not a curated record. Gene Ontology annotation, cellular component: Z disc; actin cytoskeleton.